AUGAAGUUCUUUGGUGUUGUUUCGGCCUUCCUUGCCGCCACGGCUGUGGCCACUCCCACCACUCCCACCGAGACUAUCGAGAAGCGAGACACCACCUGGUGCGAUGCUUUUGGCUCUCUGGCCACCUCUGGAUACACCGUCUACCACAACAACUGGGGCAAGGGUGAUGCCACCUCUGGUUCCCAGUGCACCACCUUCACCUCGGUCAAGAGCAACAGCUUUGUCUGGUCCACCAGCUGGACCUGGGCUGGUGGCCCCGGCAAGGUCAAGUCCUACUCCAACGUGGCUCUCGAGAAGAUCAACAAGAAGAUCUCCGACAUCAAGUCGGUUUCCACCCGCUGGAUCUGGCGAUACACCGGAACCAAGAUGAUCGCCAACGUCUCCUACGAUCUCUGGUUCGCCCCCACCGCGUCCUCCAACAACGCCUACGAGAUCAUGAUCUGGGUCGGUGCCUACGGUGGUGCCCUCCCCAUCUCCACACCCGGCAAGGGUGUUAUUGACCGCCCUACCCUUGCUGGUAUCCCGUGGGACGUCUACAAGGGCCCCAACGGCGACGUCACUGUCAUCUCUUUCGUCGCUUCCAGCAACCAGGGCAACUUCCAGGCUGAUCUUAAGGAGUUCCUCAACUACCUGACUAGCAAGCAGGGUCUUCCCAGCAACUACGUUGCCACCAGCUUCCAGGCCGGUACCGAGCCUUUCGAGGGUACCAACGCUGUCCUCAAGACCUCUGCUUACACCAUCUCCGUCAACUAA
This is a messenger RNA of Fusarium keratoplasticum, 753 nucleotides long. Its product is annotated as Endoglucanase. NCBI's taxonomy places the organism in Eukaryota, Fungi, Ascomycota, Sordariomycetes, Hypocreales, Nectriaceae. The record is from RefSeq and is a predicted model, not a curated record. Gene Ontology annotation, biological process: polysaccharide catabolic process. The transcript is spliced from 3 exons. Gene Ontology annotation, molecular function: cellulase activity. Bases 1 to 753 code for a protein of 250 amino acids.